This is a messenger RNA of Branchiostoma floridae (Florida lancelet), 2784 nucleotides long. RefSeq names its product probable cytochrome P450 49a1. The coding region runs from base 145 to 1734 and encodes 529 amino acids. Gene Ontology annotation, molecular function: oxidoreductase activity, acting on paired donors, with incorporation or reduction of molecular oxygen; monooxygenase activity; heme binding. NCBI's taxonomy places the organism in Eukaryota, Metazoa, Chordata, Leptocardii, Amphioxiformes, Branchiostomatidae. The transcript is spliced from 10 exons. The record is from RefSeq and is a predicted model, not a curated record.
CGUUACGUCUAUAUAUAGAACCCGGAAAGGUUAUUCAAGGACAAGCACCUACGGAUACACCGGUGAAUAACGUUUUGUAUUGCUGUGAAUGCAGUAUAGUCCGUAUUGGCCGACAAGAACAGAAGUGUACUACUAGCUGGCAAGAUGAAGCGCGCUUGGCUCCAACACCUUGUGGCAAAAAAGCUCGGAGCCGACGCCGUGAGCAUCGGCCGAUCAGGCGGGGAGACGAGCACCUUCAGCCCGCCUACCACGGUGCAUGGGCACGGUGACUACGUGGGGACCGGACCGACUGCUCAACCCUGCACAGCCCGGCCGUUCGAAGAUAUGCCCGGGCCGAGAGGGCUACCUCUAAUUGGAACACUGCUGGACUACACACCUCUAGGUCCUUUCAGCUUGAAAAAGCUACACGAGUCCUUUUUCGAGCGCUACCGGCAGUUUGGGAAGAUCUCCAAGGAGACGAUCGGGAACAAGUGCUUCGUCAGUGUGUACGAUCCGCGAGACAUCGAGACACUGUUCCGUACCGAGGGUCCCAACCCGAGCUGGAUGCAACUCAUGGCACUGGGUGAGGUCCGCAAGAGACUCGGGAAACCCUUAGGGAUGAUCAACGAAACGGGGCAGAAAUGGCGACAGCUGCGCUACGCGGCUCAGUCUAAGCUUCUCAAUCCGAAGAGUGUUUCCAGUUUCGUUCCCGUCCUGGACGAGAUCUCGCGAGACUUCGUUGAGAAGCUACGCACGGGGAGAUCUGCAGCAACCCUGGAACCCACCAUAGACUUGGACGCAGAGCUCCGAAAAUGGUCCCUGGAAUCGGUGGUGUCGGCAACCCUGGGCAUACGACUCGGCUGUUUACAAAAACAUCGACAGAUUCCCGACAAAGAUACCGAGGACCUCCUCCAAAGCAGCGACGCCUUCUUGGACACGUGGUCGAAGCUGGAACUUGGACCUCCCCUCUACAUGCUGUACCCAACCAAGACAUGGAGAAAGUUCCUUCGGGCAAACGAACUGUGGCUAAGUGCGGCUGGCCGAAUGAUUGACAGAUCGUUGGACCGUAGCGAGAGUGAACGGGAUCCUUUGCAGCCGGAAGUGACGUUACUGGAACACAUCGUGACCCGGAAGGAGUUAACUCCCGACGAUGUCGUCAUGAUCAUCACCGAGCUGAUCUUCGCUGGCAUCGAAUCGACGGCAGUUGCCAUGACUUACAAUCUUUACACAAUGGCUAAGAAUCAGCAUGUGCAAGAAAAAGUCAGAAGAGAAGUCAACGCAGUGGUGGGGAAAAGUGGAAAGGUCACACAAGAUGCCUUGAAGUCUUUGAAGUACGUCAAGGCAUGCAUAAAGGAAACGUCCAGGGUACUGCCCGCAUUUUCGAUGAGAAAUCGUAUUCUGGAUAAAGAGAUCGUCUUGGCCGGAUACAGAGUCCCUCCAAAUGUCAUCAUACGGGUGUUAACCCACGUCACCGGACAACUCCCGGAGUAUGUGGUGGAGCCGGACAGAUUCGCGCCCGAGCGAUGGCUGAGAGACGACACCACCAUACCGAAACCACACCCGUUUGCUGUCAGACCUUUCGGUGUCGGCACAAGAAGCUGUAUCGGCCAGCGACUGGCGGAACAAGAGCUGGGAAUUCUCCUGGCAAAGAUGAUUCAACAGUUUCAUAUCGAGUGUGACGGUGAGAUGGAACAGAUCUUCAACAUCGCCAACAAGCCAGACCUGUCCGGUACCUUCAAGUUUACAGAACUAUAGAAGGGGACAUUGUGUUUUGUGCUCUAAGGUUACCAAAAAAACACAGUAUUAAGCAUCAGCAUUGUUGCAUGCGUGAUCUUUAGUAUAAUAGUAAGGCUUAGCCCUUUUUAUUUGGAAAAGAAAACAUCAAUAUCUCCUUCAGUAUUAUUUUGUAUGUGUAUCAUUAUGUUUUUGAAAUUCUAUGUAACACUGCCGGUAAGAGUAAUACUUAGCUACUUCUUACAACACUGCUCAUAAGAUUUUAUCAUUUGAGUGACGAUUUUUAUUAUUUUAAUAUUUCCUUGUCUCUCUUUCCAACUCAAUGCAAUGAGAGGACUCAACUAUGUGAACAAGUUAAAGCUGCAGUUAGUUUUGCAUGAAGUUUUAAUGGUUCGUUAAGAACCUUGGGCCUUUUGAACUUACUUGCAUGGAUAGCACCCCACAUGCGUUCACUGAUAAAGAGCCGUAGCUAAUUUGUCUUGAGAUAUGUGGGACAAGAAUGUGAAACAAAGUUUGUUUUCUUGAGCAUUUAGAGCACUUAAAAUGAUCUUUUAGGUACAUUUGUUUGUUGUAUUCAUGACGACAAUGUGAAUGAAGUAUUGAGUUUUUGCAAACGGCAUUGUGUACCGUCCGUCUGCUAUCAAUGUUUAGAGUUGUGUAUCAAGAAAUGCAACAGAUUCGUAUUGCAUUGCAAUUGUUUUCUUUUGUUGUUUGUAAUAUAUUUAUGAUUUUAUGAACAUAAGACGCUAAUACACAUUUAAAAGAAAUAACUUCAUUCUGGAGAAAUUGCAUUUCCCUACAAACAGAGGUUAUUGAGUCAUAGCGUAAUCCAUAGUAAGACACACGACAAGACACAUUAUGAUAGAUUGCGACAAGACACAUUAUGAUAGAUUAUAACGAAGCGACAAGUGUUUACAUGGGAUACAUAAGUAUAUAGGGGGAUGCAUGGGUGACAUCCAUCUAUUCUUUAUCUGUUGUUAACUUAAAUGAAACCCAGAUUUAUAUUCUUUGGUUGACUGUUUCUUGUAAAGGAUAUUUAUUAAUAUGGAUCAAUAAAAAUCUUUAACGAAA